Trichosporon asahii var. asahii CBS 2479 is the source of this 1749-nucleotide messenger RNA. RefSeq lists its product as uncharacterized. Gene Ontology annotation, cellular component: nucleus. The transcript has 3 exons. NCBI's taxonomy places the organism in Eukaryota, Fungi, Basidiomycota, Tremellomycetes, Trichosporonales, Trichosporonaceae. The coding region runs from base 1 to 1749 and encodes 582 amino acids. The record is from RefSeq and is a predicted model, not a curated record. Gene Ontology annotation, molecular function: protein binding.
AUGCCGACCGAUUUGUCCCAGUUCAAGCUGCCGUCGCGCUCCGACGUGCCGGAGGAGAUGCGCGUGCAAUUCGAGGCGUUCUUCAAGUCCAAGAUGGGAGAUCUCUUGUCUGAGAUGAACGCCGAGACGUCCCCUGACGAUGCUCUUUUCCGCGACGAGCUCGCCGGCUCGCCUCUCGAGGUCAAGACUUCUCCGCAGCGGGGACGCGGGUUGUACGCGGCGCGGGAUAUCAAGGCUGGUGAGCUAGUGUGGCGCGCACCAAAGCUGACUGCAGGUGAGACACUAUUGAAGACGAAGCCGCUGGUGAGCGUGCUCUCCAAGCCGAACCUGUACGAGCCCGCGGCGGGACAGAAGAUGGAGCUGCACUGCAACCACUGUUACCUCUUGAAGCCGGCGCAGCGUUGCUCAGGCUGCAAGGGCGUAUACUACUGCGGCGCGGCGUGCCAGCAGGCCGACUGGCCGUCACACAAGACAGAGUGCAAAGCGCUCACGCGUGUCCGCCAACUCUGGGUGCAAAGCUACCCCGAGAAGGCCAAGGACGGUCUCAACAACUCCUGGAUCCAGGCUGAAGGUGCACGAGCUCUCGGUCUCCUGACUUGGGCGCGCAAGGCGUAUCGCGACCAGCACGGCCGCGACCCCGACUACUGGCCCAAGGUCGAGAAGAUGUACGCCGAGGGACCGGACAUGGGCACCGGCGUGCACGGCAUUCCCGCCGCGGACCAGAUGGCCAUCCACCUCAGCUACUAUGUAGGUGCCGCUGAGCCGCCAAAGGACCCGAACAACCUCGAGCUCAUCGACAUGGAGCCUUAUGGAUUCCAGGACGAGCAACUGAUGUCGUUUGUGCGCUCUUUCGUCCUGAACGCCUUCACGCUGAGCUCCUUCGACCUGAAGCCAAUCGGCGUCGCCAUGUCCCCUUUGCUGGCGCUGUUCAACCACAGCUGCGCGCCGAAUGCUGCGAUCGUCUUCCCCCGCGGUGGGAAGGAGAUGGUCGCCGUUGCGAACGCAGACAUCGCUGCCGGCGAGGAGGUGCUCACGACGUACGUCGAUAUCUCUGACGACAAGGAGACGCGGCAAGGCGACCUGCAGUCGCGGUACGGAUUCGAGUGCGAGUGUCCCGCGUGCACGCUUGACGCGGUCGACCCCCGCAACUGCCUUCUGCACGAGUGCGGAGGUCUGGCCCGGAUGCCUGCAGACCUGCGCCAGAUGUCCGACUCGGAGACGGUGAAGUGCGACACCUGCGGCGCCAGCUGGACAGUAAGCCCAAACGCGCUCCGGGACCUGGUGAACGGGGGCCUGUCUCUCGUCGAGGCAGACGACCAGGACCAGCUCGACCCCGACGACCUUCCCCGCGUGGCUGAGGUCAUCGCGCGCCUGGAGGAGAUCAUGCCGCCGAGCUCGCGUCCGCUCCUCCGCCUGCACACGAUUGCGAAGAACCUCCACGUCCCCGCCGCGCAGCCCGAGGCUCUCGCCUACGCGCACAAGGCGCUCGCAGGAGCCUACAAGGUGUACCCCAGGAACCACCCCAGUGUCGCCCUCCUCCGCGCUGAGAGCGCAAAUCUCGCGGCCCAGAUUGCUGUUCACAUCGCUGAGAACGGACCGGGCAUCAGCGAGGACGAGAUCAAGAGAUGCAUCGCCGACCUGCGCACCGCCGCCGACCACUGCGAUCUCGCGUUCGGCAAGGAGUCGACUAUUGCGACGUCACUGCGCGGGUUUGCGCAAGACAUGGAUGUAAGCCUCCAGGCAAUGUAG